Trichoplax adhaerens is the source of this 471-nucleotide messenger RNA. RefSeq lists its product as uncharacterized. The transcript has 2 exons. NCBI's taxonomy places the organism in Eukaryota, Metazoa, Placozoa, Uniplacotomia, Trichoplacea, Trichoplacidae. The record is from RefSeq and is a predicted model, not a curated record. The coding region runs from base 1 to 471 and encodes 156 amino acids.
AUGUACCGAUCAGGAUUGUUAGUAGUAAGCGAUCAAUUCAAGUCCAGUGCCUUCAAGUUCUUAUUGAAACGAGCCGCACAACAUGUCCGACAGACGUUGUAUGUUCAUUAUGAGCAAUUGGACAAGGAAAAGAAGAUCAAUGAUAGCCUAGUCCGCAAGCAGUAUCAGUUAAUUAUCAAAUAUAUAUACAAUUCCGCAUCAGAAAUCAACAAUGAAUUGGAUAUCAGAGUAUUGUUACCGACGACUAUCGGCGAAUGGAGCAAGCGAGAAAUUGCUAAAAGUGUUGAUGUAGCUUUACAAGCAUCCAAUGAUAACUUGCAGUCUACAACUAAUCUGGACUUGAGAUCUUCGCUAAUCAACAAAUAUUCUCUCAAAGAUAGCGACCUCUACGCUCAUGAAAUUUUAGAUUUAAGCGAUUAUGUUGAAAAUAAUAAUAUUGAAGACCAUCUAGAAGAAAUUGGUAAUCACUAA